AGAGCUGAGAGCUGAGCCUGCUGCUGCUGUUGCUGCUGCUGCUGCUGCUGCUGCUGCUGUUGCUGCUGCUGGGGCUGCUGCGGGUGCAGGCAAGGCUUGAAGCGGUGGGGAGGUGGGUCUCCGCGCUUCGGCGCCCGGGAAGGCCCAGGGCGAUUCCGAGGCCUCUAGAACAGCUAGCUCCUGGGGAAGAAGGUGGCGGCUGCAAUCGCGACCUUGGCCAGACCUAGUUCGGUGGUGGACGUAGGGCGGAGGCGGAGGCCGAGCCCGGGCAGGAGUCUUUGGUGAGCCAGAGGGAGGCGCAUCUGGCGCUUAGGUACCAGCGGCAACCCAGAGUCGUGUGCAGCUGGAGAAGCGCAGUAGGACCUGGUGAGAGCCAGCAGGUCUGGAGGGCGGACCUGUGGGUCCUGAGCCCAGUUUUAGGCACCAUCGAGAGCUAAGCCACGCGUCUUUUCGGGCAGCCAGUUUCACGCGCGCGACAGUUUGCGGGUUCCAGGCAUCUCAGAAAUCCUGAGCACGGAGGCGCGGCUAUUGAGAGCCAGAGCCACUUCCCAGACCUAGCCUGGCAGAGGGACCAGCUGCAGGGCUCACCGACCUAACCGCCAGGUCAGAGCACGGGCCCCACCCUAAAGGAGGGCACAGCCGAAGCUGUGAAGCGGGUGCCGCUCUCUGGAGCUCGUGUCGUGGGCGCCGUCCUAGUGGCGGGGAGCGCACCGCCGAGGUGACAUGAGAUCGGAGAAAUCCCUGACGCUGGCGGCGCCGGGGGAGGUCCGUGGGCCGGAGGGGGAGCAACAGGAUGCGGGUGAGUUCCAGGAGGCCGAGGGCGGCGGCGGCUGCUGUAGUAGUGAGAGGUUGGUGAUCAACAUCUCCGGGCUGCGCUUCGAGACGCAGCUGCGCACCCUGUCGCUGUUCCCUGACACGCUGCUAGGAGACCCUGGCCGCAGAGUCCGUUUCUUUGACCCCUUGAGGAACGAGUACUUCUUUGACCGCAACCGACCCAGCUUCGACGCUAUCCUUUAUUACUAUCAAUCUGGAGGUCGCCUGCGCAGGCCUGUUAAUGUGCCCCUGGACAUUUUUAUGGAAGAGAUCCGCUUCUAUCAGUUGGGAGAGGAAGCCCUGGCGGCCUUCCGGGAGGAUGAGGGUUGCCUGCCCGAAGGUGGCGAGGAUGAGAAACCACUCCCCUCCCAGCCUUUCCAGCGACAGGUCUGGCUUCUCUUUGAGUACCCGGAGAGUUCCGGGCCCGCCCGAGGCAUCGCCAUCGUCUCAGUAUUGGUCAUCCUCAUCUCCAUCGUCAUCUUUUGCCUGGAGACCUUGCCUCAAUUCCGUGCAGAUGGGCGCGGUGGAAGCAACGAGGGUAGUGGGACCCGCUUGUCUCCGGCCUCCAGGAGCCACGAGGAAGAAGAUGAGGAUGAAGAUUCCUAUGCAUUUCCUGGUAGCAUUCCCUCUGGGGGGUUGGGGACUGGAGGAACAUCUUCACUUAGUACUCUCGGGGGUUCUUUCUUCACAGACCCCUUCUUCUUGGUGGAAACUCUGUGUAUCGUCUGGUUCACGUUUGAGCUCCUGGUGCGCUUCUCUGCCUGUCCCAGCAAGGCGGCCUUCUUUCGCAAUAUCAUGAACAUCAUUGACUUGGUGGCCAUUUUCCCCUACUUUAUCACCUUGGGCACCGAGCUAGUGCAACGUCACGAGCAGCAGUCUGUGAGUGGUGGCAGUGGUCAGAAUGGGCAGCAGGCCAUGUCCCUAGCCAUCCUCAGGGUGAUCCGCCUGGUCCGGGUGUUCCGAAUCUUCAAGCUCUCCCGCCAUUCCAAGGGGCUGCAGAUCCUGGGUAAGACCUUACAGGCGUCCAUGCGGGAGCUCGGGCUGCUCAUCUUCUUCCUCUUCAUCGGAGUCAUCCUCUUUUCCAGCGCUGUCUACUUCGCAGAGGCUGAUGAUGUUGACUCGCUCUUCCCUAGCAUCCCAGAUGCCUUCUGGUGGGCUGUGGUUACAAUGACCACGGUAGGUUAUGGGGACAUGUACCCCAUGACGGUAGGGGGCAAGAUUGUGGGCUCACUGUGCGCCAUUGCUGGGGUCCUCACCAUUGCAUUACCGGUACCGGUCAUUGUCUCCAAUUUCAACUACUUCUACCACCGAGAGACGGAGCAGGAGGAGCAAGGCCAGUAUACCCACGUCACUUGUGGGCAGCCCACUCCGGACUUGAAGGCAACGGACAAUGGGCUUGGCAAACCUGACUUUGCCGAGGCUUCACGGGAACGCCGGCCCAGCUACCUUCCGACUCCACAUCGAGCUUAUGCGGAGAAAAGGAUGCUCACCGAGGUUUGAUGGAUGCGGGCAGGCCUGCAGGAAAACAGGAGCUCUGAGCAAGUCAUCUCUCAGGCUUCCUUCUCAUGCUCACUACUUCCGCCUUAGCUCCAGAGGACCUCGAACCCCCCUCCCCCCUAACACAGUACAUGGCAUCUUGGACCAAAUAUCUGGACUGUAGACUGUUGCUCGAUCCUCGCAGCAUUCGAGGUUUCUCCAUCUUAGUGACAUUUUGGAAAUUUCAACGGUGCCACCCAAUCAUGCCCAUCAGUCACGUGGAUGAGAUGCACGUUUCUGACUGAUCUUCCCUCAAGACUGAGUUUUCAUGCCUGGGUCUUGUAAUAUCUCUAGGAAUGGUGACACCAGUAGAAUAGGAAGCAGCUACACUCAGGUCCCUUCUUUAGUGUCCUUUGCUUUGGGUCAUGCACCUUCCUUACUUAGCUUCUGGUCACUUGGUCACUGGCAGAAUCUGGAGAAUGGAAAAGAUUUCAGCUUGGCAUUUUAGUGCCCAAGCCAUCUUCUGACUGGUAGAGCUAUUAGCUGCACGGCUUUGAAAGAUAUGGCUAAAUUUGGAUGGAAUUAGAGAAAAUACUACCCAACUGGAUUAUUUGAAGGACAUGAAGGUCAGUUUUAGACCAAUGGGGGCCGGUGGAUUUCUCUAGUUGUGAUCUGUCACAGGAGAUGCUGGCAGGGGUCUACAUUAGUCCUCACCACUCUGAUUCCAUGACUUCCUUGCGCUUCCAGGAAGAAACUUGGCACUUUCUCAGAGCCAAGUUCUUUUUAUGUGCAAGCGCCUUCGUGUGCAGAGGAACUGGAAAAUAGAACUACAGAGACAGGAGAAAAGGCUGACCAGAGCCAAAGGACUGGCUGGACCACAUAUCUGAAGCAAGGUGCCACUUAAGCAGAGACUGUCACUUAGAACAGGCAGAGGGACUCUGCUGCAGACAGCAGCCAAUUCCUCCAGAUUAGCUCAGACCUCUUUAAGAUAUCCUCCACCCUUUUUCCUGGGAAUCUGACCUAGGAUUGCAAAUGGAUUUGUUUUUAUAAAGCAACCUCAGCUGUAACCUACAGACAGGUGAGUUCACACAUUGAAUGCCAGCAUAGCUUUCCUCUUAUGCCACAGGCAACAGCCUUUGGUUGGGAGCCAGGGAAGGGCACGGUCAUUUUGUUGGCAGCCUCUCUCUUAGAGGAUUUUGCUGAGUCAAGCAAACGUUUGUCUGCUCAGCUCUUCCUUUGGAGCUGCAUUGGGCCUGCUAAGGUAACUCGGUCGUUCCUACUUGGACCAAGCCAUCUUCUCCCAUUGUGAAAUCACUGCCACCCUCCCAGCUGCCCACUGCCCCCUCCCCCAGUAACAUUGCCAUUCAGUUUUGCCUUUGAUAAACUGUGAUACACUCUUCUCAGUUCUCAUGGGUACAGCUCUGAAACUCAAAGGACUGUUAACAUGUUUUUAAUUUUCUAUUGAUGCUUUAAGACUCUUCGAAGGGAAUGGCUUUUCAAAAGAUUUUUUUUUUCCCUGAAGAACAACUUAGGAAGGAGUGACCUUGAUGGUUGGCUUGAGAGGCCACUGUGGCUCCACUCUGAGUUUUGCCACAGCUUUACAGGGUAACUCUGGUGUCAUGGUCCCUCUUUGUGCCUCAGUUCCCCCCACCCAUUAAAUGAGAACAUUAAUGUCUUCGCCUCCUUACCUCAUGGGGAAUUAUCAAUAAACUCACCCAGGAGGGUGGGGAGGAUGCUAUGCAAAUGUGUGAAUUAUAGUAAUGGCCUUGAGUUUUAGUUCACUAUACUGCCUGCCUAUCUCUCAAAGGCAUGGCCUUUCCUCAGAACUUUCUACCAUGGAUCCAAAGCCUAAGACUAGGCCAUCGUAGACCAUCAGCUCUCUAAGUCGCUCCCUGCCAUCUUGGGCUGGGUCUCUCCAUCCUUUCUCUCACCCGUCAGAAAAGGAGUGUAUUCUUGCAUUAGACUUGGUGGCCAGAAGUCACCUUAUCUGGGAGCUUAACUUCUCCAAGCCUGCAACAUAGUAAAAGGCUGAGAUGGUUGAGACUCAGAGAUCUAUUCUAAGGCCAGUAAGAAAGUACUUUCUGUUUCCAAUGAUUUUAGUUACUCCAUGCCCACCCCAGUGGCCAAAGGGAUGUCUCCAGCUGAGGGUGGAUGGGGGGACAUGUGUGCAUGGACCUCUGUGUAUGUAUAGAUUGUCACCCUCAUCACUGUCCCUGUCCUUAUGCAAACAUUGCCUUUUCAAGUCAGAGCAUGCCUGAAAGUAAAAGGUUUGUGGAGAGCCAGGCUCUCCAGGGACUCUGGUUGCUGUAGCAACCUUCCAGACUGUUCUCUCUACUGAUUUGGGUAUCAAGGGAGAACAGACUACAUAUCCCAGCUUCUCACACGGGAACACCUCCAAUCUAUUGGUUUAGGCAUUGGCAGAACUAAAAUAAGGACUCAGGACCUUUGGCAAUGUGGAGGGAGUAGAUUCCCAACACUUCCUGCCUAGACCUUUCUUCCUGGUUCCCUGUAUGGUCAUGGAAGCCGCCACAUCUUACUCCGAGUCUUCAGAAACUUGAAUGCUUAAAACCUGCCCAAUUCAGCCAGAAGCAAGGUUAAGGUUUUCAAAGGAAGACCUCAGAGAGGGGUAUAAAAUGUCCCCUCCAUCGCAGCCAGACUGGGCCUUGAGGACACAGAUGACACCAAUCUGGGAUGUCAUGGUAUUCUCAUCUCAGGCGCAGGUUCUUCCCAGCCCUAAGAGAGAUCAAGAAGGAUGAAACUCCUCCCUCCCAGGGAGCAACACUGCUCCUGGCAAAAUUACAGAAGUGAUUCUUAAGAUGUCAGACAGAAACUGAGAGGCUGUGACUAUCAAGUUUUUGUGGAGAAUUUUGUCCAGUGAGCUCUCCCUGCUUCUGAGCCUCCAUGUGGAUGAUGUAACCGUGUCAUCAAGAGACCAUGCACCACCUUGUGCUGCCUCAACAGCUGGAUCAAUAGGACCACAGCUGCUCAAGAAGGUGGGGUUCAAGCCAUCUCGAUGACUGACGUAAGCCAGUGGGGGCUCCCAGAGGAUACUCUGGGACUGCCAAUUUCUGCUUGGGAUGAGGACAGCCCUCCUGCCUAGCAUCCCAGAGGAGCAAGGGACAGCUGGCCUUUCUUGCCUCUGAGGCAGGUUCUCACUAUAUAGCCCCAAUUGCACUGGAUCUCACGGUGUAGACCAGGUUGGCCUUGGACAUGCAGAGGUCCAUCUCCUUCUGCCUCCUGAGUACUGGAACUGAAGGGUUGUGCUGCACGAGGCCACUCUGGAAAACCUAUGCAUCCAAAGAGUACCCGAUCUUGAACUUCUCUGGAGGAUGAGACCCCCGCCUCCCCACUGAAUAACUCAGCCGGACAGCCCCUGGUGGCCUUCCACAAGCAGUGACUGAGACGGAAGGAAAAGGAAAAGGCUGAGAUGGGGGGGGGGGCUCCUUGCCAGUGAACGAUGGGAUUCUGAGUGUUGGGGUGGGGCCAGAGGAGGAGAAGGAGAGUUGCUGGUCUGAUCAAAGGAGAGGAGGUGUUAGGAUGAUCUGGGAUCGGAAGAAUUCCUGAGUGUGCUGCAGAGUCGCCCAGGCACUCGCUGGCUGAGGAAGAGUAACUAAUAAAUAAAUGACAGUCUCAGA
Mus musculus (house mouse) is the source of this 5924-nucleotide messenger RNA. It is a transcript of the gene Kcna6, whose product is annotated as potassium voltage-gated channel, shaker-related, subfamily, member 6. Bases 724 to 2313 code for a protein of 529 amino acids. The record is from RefSeq and is marked validated. NCBI's taxonomy places the organism in Eukaryota, Metazoa, Chordata, Mammalia, Rodentia, Muridae. Gene Ontology annotation, biological process: transmembrane transport; potassium ion transmembrane transport; potassium ion transport. The transcript has 3 exons. Gene Ontology annotation, cellular component: plasma membrane; voltage-gated potassium channel complex; membrane. Gene Ontology annotation, molecular function: voltage-gated potassium channel activity; delayed rectifier potassium channel activity; monoatomic ion channel activity.